Molecule: messenger RNA, 2646 nt
Organism: Nasonia vitripennis (jewel wasp)
Lineage: Eukaryota; Metazoa; Arthropoda; Insecta; Hymenoptera; Pteromalidae
Product: trichohyalin
Exons: 5
Coding region: 371-2410 (679 amino acids)
Source: RefSeq, a predicted model, not a curated record
AUAAACAGCGAGGAGAUGCCCCGCGAUCGCUGAUUCUCCUGUUGGUUAGCGGAGCGACGGAUUUUCAAAUUUCCCGCCGUUUUUUUCUAUCGAAAGCUCAAUUUUUUCACUCGACCAAGCUUCAGUGUAUAACUGAAUUUAUAUAGGAGUGCAAACGGUUCAAGCGCAGAUGAGAGAAGGAACGACUACGAGGAGAAGAGACACACGCGGAAGUGAAGGAGCAGCACCGCUCGGAUAAGUGCAGGCCUAGAGCAGCGUCUAACGGACGGCGCACUGUUUGUAAACUUGCGGCCGAGACGUCCUCGUCGCAACAAGUAUAUCGCAUACGGACCGUAGCUGUAGUCGCUGCGAACGACGUCACCGCGAGGACAUGGCGAGGAACAUCCCGAGGAUGGUGGGGAUGGCAGCGCUGCUGCUGCUCCUCUCCGGCACCGCCACCGCCACCUCCUAUCCGUCUGCCGAUCAAUACUCGCUGCGAAAUCACUAUCGAAUCACGAGGCGCAGCGCCGGCCACGAGACUCUUCCGACCGUCGCUACAGACCACGACGAGGACGAGCUGGAGAGACGGAGGCAGGCGGUCUCGCUGACGGAGCUGCUGGAGCUCUGGGAGCCGGAGCGUCGAGAGGAUGAGAGGCGUCCGCUGCAGAGGGGCGACAUCGAGGUGACGACCAGGGGAGUCGAGCGCGGCGACGUGCCAGUGAUCGGUAAGAGGAAGAAACUCGCGAGGCGCCAGGCUCCCAUGUGGGGCUACGCCGAGGACGAGGGGAUGCUGCCGAGCGACGAGGAGGCCAGACCAGCGGCUCUGCAUCCCCACAGGAAGCACCACCGUAACCCCGGACUCAUCGAGACGGACGCGGGCAACGGCCCGAUCAGGUGGAGGGGGCCCGAGGAGGAGACGAGACAGAGGACCGCGCUGAAGGUCGACAGGAGGAGGUUCAACGGCCAGCCGAGCGACAGGCAGAGGUACGACGAGGAGGAGCAGAGACGGAGGCUGUACGAGAUGAGACGGACGCCGGAGGAGACGCAACGGCGAGACGGUCCGGACGCCGGCAACGAGGGCGAGACACGCAGGAGGCAGGAGGAGCAACAGCGACGCGAGAACCCGAGGCAGAACGACAAUCGCGCGGACGAAACGAGACGGCGUCAGGAGGAGGAGGAACGACGAAGGGCGGAUUACGAGGCCAGACGCCGGGAGCAGGAGCAGCAGCGACCGAACGAUAACGACAGGCGCGAGCAGUCCGACAUCCGCGAGGAGGACGAAACGAGACGAAGACAGGAGGAGGAGGAGGAACGACAACGAGCCCUCGACGCGAGACGCCGCGAGGAGGAGCAGAGACAGAGGGGGCGCAACCCUCCGGCUGACGAGGGCGACACCUACGAGAAGCGCAUGCAGGAGUGGCGCAAGAAGAAGGAGGAGCACGACCGUCUCGUGCGGGAGCGCGAGCUGCAGCGACAGCAGCAUCAUCCUCAGCAGGUAGAUCCAGCAGCUCAACGACCCGAAGCCCAGACCAAGAGCCAGGAGGAGCUGGAGAACGAGCGGAAGCUCCAGGAGUACAUCCGACGCAACACACCGAUCGCGGUGCCCCCUAGCGGCAGCAGAGAUCCGGCGUCCGAGAGGCUCCGCGAGAACGAGCAGGUGCGUCGAGCCGAGCACGAGCGUCGUCUGGAGGAGGAGCGUCGCAGGAAGCAAGUCCUGGAGGAGAGUCGACGCCUGGCCGAGGAGGAGCGCACGAGACGGACGCACGAGGGCGAGGACGCCGGCCGGAACAGGACGAGACACAGAGGGACUUCCCCGGUACGGCCGCGUUGGCCCGCCAUCAACCCCGCCGUCACCAGCAGGACACCUCUUGAGAGCAGCAGACGACCAAUCCCGCAGAGCAGGCCCGAGGAGGGCGAUGGAAGGUACCUCGAGUCCCGCAGAAACGAGGCGGCGGCAGCAGGCUUGAACAGCCGUAGGCCAUCAUCGGAAGCGGAGAAGGAGGAGGAACGACUGAAGAGGCUCAAGGGUCUGCCCGUGAGCGCGACGAUAAUUGUUCGCUCGACCGACACCGGCGCUAACCGCACCAGCACGCCGCCGCCGGCGCUGAAUCUCCGAUUCGGGGAAGACAUCGAUUUUCCGGGUUUCAGUCCUAACCGUAGGGGUCCCGAGGCCUCGCGGUUCCCGGCCCCUGUGACGAGGCGUCCGCCCGUGCCGUCGCCCCAACCGUGCGUCUGGGCCAUCGUCGUCUGCUGUCAGCAGCACCGGCAGCAGGCAGCCAACCAGGCGAUGAAGAUAACUCGCUGCUUCGAGGCUACCAACUGUCCGGGCGCCAGCUGGGACGUCGACCGUCGUUGCAGCGUGGCCAACGUUCGCGCCGCUAACGAGGAGAUCCGCGAGUUCUACCUCAAGGGCCAGGAGAGGAACUACUAGAUAUUACAUGUAUAAUUAUAUAUCUAUCUUUCCGAGUAAUCGUCCAUGUACUUUAUGUUGCUGCGACAGUAUUCUAAUUCUACUUACACGUAAACGUUUAAUUUUUGUAUUCCAAGCGCGAGCCAGCUCACAUUUAGCUUUAAAGUGUGUAUAACGACGCGUAUAUUCUAGAUGAAAAGUGUACGAUAAAAAAGGAAAGAGAAAAAUAAAGCGCCGCUGUGUAUAGGGGAAAAAAG